AGCCUAGAGGAGCGGUGUAACCAGAUCCUGCGGAACAUGGAGGCCUCUCUGACAGCCCGGGAUCGUGUGGGCAUCCAGGAUUUUGUUCUGCUGGAUGCUUACACCAGUGAGAGUGCCUUCCUGGACAACCUAAGGAAGCGCUUCCAUGAGAAUCUCAUUUACACGUACAUAGGAACUCUCCUGGUGUCGGUUAAUCCGUAUAAGGAACUAGACAUCUACAGCAAGAAGCAAAUGGACACAUAUAUGGGUGUAAACUUUUUUGAGCUUCCACCUCAUAUUUAUGCUCUGGCAGACAACGUCUUUCGCACCAUGCUGACUGAGUUCAACAACCACUUCAUCCUGAUCUCAGGGGAGAGUGGGGCAGGGAAGACGGAGGCUUCCAAGAAAAUCCUGCAGUUCUAUGCUGUCAGCUGCCCCAGUACCAAACUCCUGAACAAUGUUCGAGACAGACUGCUCCUCUCAAACCCAGUGCUGGAGGCUUUUGGAAAUGCCAAAACCCUGAAGAAUGACAACUCAAGCCGCUUUGGGAAGUACAUGGACAUCCAGUUUGACCACCAGGGUGGAGCUGUUGGUGGACAUAUCCUCAGUUACCUGCUGGAGAAGUCCCGUGUUGUCCAUCAGAACCACGGAGAGAGAAACUUCCACAUCUUUUAUCAGCUGGUGGAAGGAGGAGAGGAUGAGCUGCUCCGCUGGCUUGGCCUGCAGAGGAACUGCCAGCUCUACAGCUACCUGGUACAGGGGGAUUGUGCCAAAGUGAGCUCUGUCAACGAUAAAAGUGACUGGAGGACAGUGCAAAAAGCCCUCUCUGUUGUGGAUUUCAGUGAGAAUGAUAUAGAGCACCUGUUUGGAAUUAUUGCCAGCGUGCUCCACUUGGGAAAUGUUAAGUUUGGUGCAGAUCCUCGAGGAUAUGCCAUUCUCAACAACAAUCCAGAAAUGCACUGGCUGUCAAAGUUGCUGGGCAUUCCUCCUCAGGUGCUACAACAGGGCUUAACCCACAGGAAGAUUGAAGCCAAAGCAGAGGAGCUGUUCACUCCCUUCACUGUGGACCACGCAGUGUAUGCCAGAGACGCCCUAGCCAAAGCCAUCUAUGGGCGGACUUUCAACUGGCUGGUCAACAAGAUUAACGAGUCAUUAGCUAACAAGGAUUCCUCCAGGAAAACAGUGAUUGGUCUGCUGGACAUCUACGGGUUUGAGGUUUUCCAUGUUAACAGCUUCGAGCAGUUUUGCAUCAACUAUUGUAAUGAGAAGCUCCAGCAGCUUUUCAUCCAGCUGACCCUGAAGUCAGAGCAGGAGGAGUACGAGAUGGAAGGAAUUGAAUGGGAACCAGUGCCAUAUUUCAACAACAAGAUCAUCUGUGACCUGGUGGAGGAGAAGCACAGAGGCAUCAUCUCUGUAUUGGAUGAGGAAUGCUUACGUCCUGGAGAGGCCACAGAUCUUACCUUCCUGGAAAAGAUGGAGGAAAAGAUGGGUGGUCAUCCUCAUUUUGUCACACACAAACUUGCAGAUCAAAAGACCAGGAAAACGCUGGAAAGAGGAGACUUCCGCCUCUUGCACUAUGCCGGGGAGGUUACAUACUGUGUGGUCGGAUUCUUGGACAAAAACAACGAUCUAUUGUACCGAAAUGUUAAAGAGGUCAUGCGCCAGUCCAAGAAUUCCAUUAUCAAACACUGUUUUCCUUCUACUGAGCCAGACAGCAAAAAGAGACCAGAAACAGUGGUCACUCAGUUUAAGAGCAGCCUGGUGGGCUUGACUGAGAUCCUCAUGUCCAAAGAGCCCUGGUAUGUCCGCUGCAUCAAGCCCAAUGAAGGCAAGCAGCCAGGGCGCUUUGAUGACGUGCUGGUGCGACAUCAAGUGAAGUAUCUGGGGCUGAUGGAGCACCUGAGGGUCAGACGUGCUGGAUUUGCUUACCGCCGCAGAUAUGAGAUCUUCCUCCAGAGAUAUAAGCCUCUGUGUCCGGACACCUGGCCCAACUGGAAAGGUACAGCGGCAGAAGGUGUGCAGCGUCUGAUCAAACACCUGGGCUAUAAACCAAAUGAAUACAAGAUGGGCAGGACUAAAAUUUUCAUCCGCCACCCCAGGACUCUUUUUGCCACAGAGGAUGCAUUUGAGGUCUGCAAACAUGAGCUAGCAACAAGGAUUCAGGCCAAAUACAAAGGCUACAGGGUGAAAGGAGAGUUCCUGAAACAGAGAGAAGCUGCCACCAAGAUUGAGACCUGCUGGAGAGGUCUGAUGGCUAGAAAGGAGCGAGAAAGGAGGGCAUGGGCUGUCAAAGUCAUAAAGAAGUUCAUUAAAGGUUUCAUGACCAGAAAUCAGCCAGCCUGCGUUGACAACAGUGAGUACCUGGCAUUUGUCAGGCAGAACUACCUCUCACGGCUUAAAGACAACCUUCCCAAAACACUUCUGGACAAAAACAACUGGCUAACCCCUCCUCCUAUAAUGCAAGAGGUCUCUCAGCUGUUGCAGAAGCUCUUCAUUCGCCACAUGGUGCGGACGUACAUCCGCACUAUCACACCACAGAGGAAGGCACAGCUUCAGCUCAAAUUGCUGACCAGCUCCAUGUUCAAAGGCAAGAAGGAAAACUACCCCUUCAGUGUGUGUAGACCAUUCCUGGACACCAGGAUAAGCGAGGACGACAUAAACGUCAAAGUGCUGCAGAUGAUUCAGCAUGAACGCAUCAAGUACAGUGUCCCCGUGGUGAAGUAUGACAGGAAUGGCUUCAGGCCUCGUCUCCGGCAGCUCAUCUUCACUCAGGCGGCGGCCUACCUGGUGGAAGAGGCCAAGAUCAAGCAGCGGAUAGAUUACAGCUCACUGAAAGGUGUGUCAGUUAGCAACCUGAGUGACAACUUCCUGAUUCUCCAUGUGACAUGUGAUGACAUCAAGCAGAAGGGGGAUCUGGUUCUGCAGUGUGACUACCUGUUUGAAGCCUUGACUAAGUUAAGUUUGGUGACCAGCAAGCAGAGCUGCAUCAAAGUGGUCCAGGGCAGUGUGCGAUUUGAUAUCCAGCCUGGCAGAGAGGGGUUUGUUGACUUCAAGAGUGGUCAGGAGUCCAUGGUCUACAGGGCAAAGAAUGGCCAUUUGAUGGUGGAAUCUACUAGAGCCAAGUCAAGAUGA
This is a messenger RNA of Myripristis murdjan (pinecone soldierfish), 3111 nucleotides long. RefSeq names its product myosin IHb (gene myo1hb). The transcript is spliced from 31 exons. Gene Ontology annotation, cellular component: microvillus; actin cytoskeleton; plasma membrane. Gene Ontology annotation, molecular function: microfilament motor activity; actin filament binding; ATP binding. The record is from RefSeq and is a predicted model, not a curated record. Lineage: Eukaryota; Metazoa; Chordata; Actinopteri; Holocentriformes; Holocentridae. Bases 37 to 3111 code for a protein of 1024 amino acids. Gene Ontology annotation, biological process: actin filament organization; endocytosis; actin filament-based movement.